AGAUCUGAGAGGAAGAAGUGGGUUCACAACAAAAUAGCUUAAAAAUUGUCUACUUUGUUUUCUGCCUUACUGUUGGCUGCAGAAAUUUAACUAUUACUUCAUUCGAUCAUAUUUAGCAGUGACUGCUGUUGUGUUCAGCAUGGCAGGUCAACAUUACUGCCUUCGCUGGAACAACUAUCAGUCAAAUAUGACAUCGGUAUUCCAUCAGCUGUUGCGAAAUGAGGCAUUUGUUGAUGUUACUCUUGCUUGCAAUGAUUCAUCUCUGAAAGCACAUAAGGUUGUCCUUUCGGCAUGCUCAUCAUAUUUUCAGAAGUUGCUGAUGGAGAACCCAUGCAAGCAUCCCACAAUUAUUAUGCCUCAAGAUGUAUGCUUUAGUGAUCUCAAAUUUAUUAUUGAAUUUGUGUAUCGUGGAGAGAUUGAUGUCUCACAAGCAGAGCUGCAGUCUUUAUUGAAAACAGCUGACCAACUAAAAAUCAAAGGACUUUGUGAAGUACCAGAUGGAAAAGAGGGUCCUGUGACCCCAAUGCCUAUUCUUUCUCGACGCUCUUUCACCAAAUUACGACGUCUCACAGGCAUAAAAAGACAGCGGCAACCUGAACCUCUGCGUCGCAAUAUCUUCAAAGAAUUUAUUGAUCAGCAGCAUCAACAACCUCAGCAGCAUCCGCAUCAACACCCACAUCCACACCAGCAACAACUUCUGCAGCCUCAACAGCAACAGCAGCAGCAGCAGCAACAGCAAAUCCACAUUCACCAGCAGCCUCAACACCAGCAUUUACAGCCAAACCCAAUGGCAAUCCAGCACCAGCUCCACCAUCAGCAUCAACAGCAAAUAGAAAUGACUGAAUUGGGUGCCAACAGACCUCCCAUGGGACCAGAAUGUGUCACUGUUGCAACAUCUACUGAAGAUGAUCAUGAAAAUUUACCUGUUGUGGUGCUUGAGAGUCGUAUUCCACAGCAGCAUCAGAUGAUGCACAGUAAUGCACCUACUCCUGUGAUGACACCACACGGAAUGCAGCCACAGCCAACGCAACAGAUGGUUAUGGAUGGAACGCCACACAGCUCUGGAAGUGGUCCAACAGAUGUUGAUAUCCCUCCAGAGGCCCAGCCACCUGCCCCUUCUGCAACUCUCGUGGAGAAUAUGGAUAUGCAUGAGUGCACAGCUCAUGACCGAGAAAGUUCUGGCGUUGGUUGUGAUGAACAAGGAAAUGUGAAGGUGAAGUUUGAAACUCUCCGUGCUAUGGAGCAGGCUGAUACAAUAGAUAUUGAUAGCCACAUGUCAGAGCGGAAUGUGGGAGAGGAGGAUCACACAAUGCACACGAUGAUGAUUACUCCAGAGCUUCUAGGUCUCAUACCCUCCUCUUCAGGACAUUCUGAUCUGAGUGGGGAUGCUGUGAAAGGGAGCCCCAAAAGUUGGAGCCAGGAGAGCCUUGAUAUAACAGAUGUCAGCCAUCAUGAGGUUACGAAAACAGGUCCAAAGUCUUGGACACAGGAAGAUAUGGAACUUGCUUUGGAUGCGCUUCGUAAUCAUAGCAUGAGUUUGACCAAAGCAUCUGCAACAUAUGGAAUUCCAUCCACUACAUUGUGGCAACGUGCUCAUCGGUUAGGCAUUGACACUCCCAAGAAAGAGGGACCUAGUAAAAGCUGGACUGAGGACAGCCUGAAUAGUGCACUUGAAGCCCUAAGGACUGGCAGUAUUUCAGCGAACAAAGCAAGCAAAGCAUACGGUAUACCAAGUAGUACACUGUAUAAAAUAGCAAGACGUGAAGGUAUCAGACUAGCUGCUCCCUUCAAUGCUGCACCAACGACAUGGAGUCCUGAUGACUUGGAACGUGCCCUGGAAUCUAUAAGGUCUGGAGCAUCGUCAGUGCAACGGGCCUCCACAGAGUUUGGUAUUCCAACCGGCACAUUGUACGGACGUUGCAAGCGUGAAGGCAUUGAAUUAUCACGAAGCAAUCCAACUCCUUGGUCAGAGGAUGCCAUGGGAGAGGCUUUAGAGGCAGUGAGAAUUGGCCAAAUGAGCAUUAACCAAGCUGCUAUUCAUUACAACCUUCCCUAUUCUUCUCUGUAUGGUAGGUUCAAACGGUGUAAAUAUGAGGCAGAAGGCCAUCAAGAAGUGGUUGCAUCUCCCCCACCUCCACAAAUAAUGGUAGUCCCAUACCAGCAGCCACCACCUCCUCCACCACCUCCUCCACCUGCACCACAACAUACUCCACAGCAUAUGCAACAGCAUCACUCUCCACAACAGCAGCAGCAGCAGCAGCAACAACAACAACAGCAGCAGCAGCAGCAGCAGCAACCUCAGCAGCAGCAGCAACCACCACCACCACCACCACAGCAACAGCAACAACAACCACCACCACAACAACAACAACAACAACCACCCCAGCAACAGCAGCAGCAACAGCCUCCACCACCACAACCCCAGCAGCAGCAGCAACAGCAGCAGCCACAGCAACAGCAGCCCCAUCAGCUUUACCAGCCACACAGUAGCUGAGAAGUGCUUCCUUCACACAUGGUUAUAAUAACAAAUCACAUUCACUGAAUACUCUCAUAUGGGAUGGUGCACCCAGCAGUAUGAAAAAGUAGUUUAUUAAUGUAUUCAACUGUCAGUGACAGUUGCUUUAAUAGGACUUUUUUUCCUCUAUAUGCCCACUUCACUAUUGUCAUUUCCUUUUAUGUUUUAGUUAUUUCGACUCCUGCCUUUACGACAGUGUGUUUACUGUGAGCACUGUGUAGCACUGGAAACAAGGAAAUUGUUUUAAACUGCUCUGGCUGUUAAGAGAGCAUUUUGUAGCUUGCUGCAAAAAAACUAUUAGUAAAUGCAAUAAAUUUUUAUUUUUAUAGCUGUAUUUUAACAAAUAAUUUUUGAGUGUGUUGUUACAACAUCUGUAGAGGCUGUUUAUUGUUUAGCACCUUUUUUUAAAUUUUGUUUUAAGAAAUGAACUGCUUUUAUGUUAGGUAUCCAUCCUAAAGUAACUGUGAAAUCAGUGCGUGUUAUACAUGUGUGAAAAAUUUAAUUAA
Schistocerca cancellata (South American locust) is the source of this 3021-nucleotide messenger RNA. Its product is annotated as protein bric-a-brac 1-like. Gene Ontology annotation, molecular function: DNA binding; protein binding. Lineage: Eukaryota; Metazoa; Arthropoda; Insecta; Orthoptera; Acrididae. The record is from RefSeq and is a predicted model, not a curated record. The transcript has 10 exons. Gene Ontology annotation, biological process: regulation of transcription by RNA polymerase II. The coding region runs from base 140 to 2494 and encodes 784 amino acids. Gene Ontology annotation, cellular component: nucleus.